Spirodela intermedia is the source of this 924-nucleotide messenger RNA. NCBI's taxonomy places the organism in Eukaryota, Viridiplantae, Streptophyta, Magnoliopsida, Alismatales, Araceae. The record is from the annotation of a GenBank genome assembly.
AUGAAAAAAGAUGGAAGCCAAAAGUUUGGUCUUGGAGAGUUUGGCUUCCAAGGAGAAUGGAGGAUGGAAAAUACAGAGAAGCUUUCCAUGAAAGGAAUGGACCUUGCUUUAUGUUUUCCGACAUGUUUUAUAAUCACACAAUAGCAAUAAAGACCCGAUUGAAAGUAAUUAAAUGUUUUUGUGUAUGGCUUAUUGUGUCUUCUAUGCCCAAAUCAAAGAGGUUAGUCAAGAAACUUUUGUUGACAUGAUUUUGACGAAUCAUUGGAUGUUCGACAUUUUUUUUGAAUGCCAAAUGAUCAGUAACCAUAAUAUGUUAAGAAGAUAUCACUUUGACGUUUGUAAGUGCGACCGAAUAAGUGAUCGGUUGUUCCAUGUGAAGAUUUGCAUCAGAACUUCUAUCCAUCCUACAAUCCCAAUGAACAGUUAGCAAACAUAAGAGGACUUACUUGAAGAAAAGGGUGUCAACUUCAGGCUUGUUAAACUCCUGCAACUUUGGAAACAAGUACAAGAAAUUGCAUUUUCCUUGCCAAGUGUGGCACCAGCCUCAUGGCCAUAUAUCUCUUGUCAGUGCGGAAUUUAGGCUUGUAUUCUAACGUUGUGAUGCCUGUAAAAAUUUCUUGGGAUCAUUGAACUGCUUUUGGAAAUUUGUUUCUUCGCGGAAAGUAUUUCUGGUAAUAUUUUGUGGGGUUUUAACUCUCUAACAUAGAGCUCAUGGGUCAUGUAUGGGCUCUCUUUCUGAUCAAUUGUUGCACUACUAUUUUCAGGAAAAUAAGCAAGGGAAUACCCAUAAGGAGAGCGAAGAACCUUAGGAAACAGAAAGCAAUAGAGCGAGCAAUUUCCAAUGACGAGAAGCAGACGGACAAAAUAGCAAAGAACAAGGACAAAUUAUCGAGAAUCCAGUCAGCUAAAUCAUUGUACGACUAA